This is a messenger RNA of Linnemannia hyalina, 2052 nucleotides long. The record is from the annotation of a GenBank genome assembly. Lineage: Eukaryota; Fungi; Mortierellomycota; Mortierellomycetes; Mortierellales; Mortierellaceae.
AUGAACCCAGGAGCAAAGUCAUUCUCGAGCCAAGGGUCCGUCUCCGCGUCAGUCGACUCGCUAGCAUCAGUGCCAGGGAUUCGGGAAACAACUUUGGCCAUCACACCAGGCAAUGGCAAUGAGCUGCUGCUCGCUCAGGGGUCUCCUAACAGUCUCAACUCGACCUCGGCCUCCUCUCUUUCAUCAGCAGGCUCCUUGCCCAUUCACCAACAGCUCUUGCAGAACCCCUUGGGCGAAUCUGUCUUGGGGAUGACACUUCGGAGCCACAACGUCGACGGAGGGCUGCACUCGAUGAGCCCCAGCAGCAGGACACAGAGCCGAACUCAUAGCAGGAACCAUAGCAGCACGCAGAGCAGCAACAGCCAUCAUAGCCUAGCCAUGAACAGCAGGACGCCGAGCGAGAGCAAUGGCCAGUAUUCCCUCUAUACACAUCAAGCAAACAGCACCGCUCAUACUUUGAUCAACGAUGGCGGUCUAGCAGGAGCAGCAGGAGAUUUAGGGUGUGCAGGACGACCGUCGGCUAAUGUUACCCCUCAGGCACACCCGACGUUGCUUGCAGGGAGCCAUGGGUCGAAUUAUCUCACCAGCCCGAAUGACAUCACCACCGGCGGCCAGGGCGAAGCAGAGUCUCCCACUGGCGAUACCUCCUCAUGCUGGAACUCGCCUCCCACACGGCCUCAGAUCCCACCCAUCGUUUCUACCAGUAUGACCAGCAGCACAGGAGGACUCACAUCGCCUGCAAGUCUGUCUUCCCCAGUUCAACUCACCCAACCUUCGCCAAGUUCACAGCACACACAAACGACUCUAAUCCAUCAGCAGUCAGUAUCAACACUGCAACAACCUCAACCAGCGCAGAAGCCUAAGAAGGAGAAGCACUCCUUUGGAGGCAUGUCUGCCAGCAGCUUCCUGACCGAGACUCUCCCUGGCGCAGGCAUGAAAUUAUACCCCGGCUCCAAACGCGGUGCCAAAUCUCAUGGAGACAUGUCUAUCAGCAGCGGCAAAAACAAGAAAUCGGGUGGUAGCACUGGAAGCGGUGGCGGCGGACCCUUGUCGUCCAUCAAUACCCGGAAACAUCAUCAGCAGCAGCUUUCGCCUGGAGGUCACUCUUUGAUUAUGGAGAGGACCUAUUCGACAUCAAGCGGCAACAUCUCGAGUCCAAUGACGGGUAGUGGCCACUAUAUGACUUCGCCGACGAUGUCCAGGAACAACCACUCGAGUCUGGAUGCCAAGGUGAUGGCCAGGGAGAUGUCCCAGGGUCACGCAACGGAGGAUGUCUGGCAAGCCUUGUGUAUCAAGGUGCUGACACUUUUCAAUGGACAAGGACUGACAGGGGCCAUCGAGGACCUUAACGAACUCGUCCGGCGCUGCUUGACAACACGGAACGCGUUCACGCUGUGCGACGAGAUCAACGAGCUUCUCAAGAACGGUAUGCUGACACUGAACGCCAAACUGGGUGAUGUGCCUGAUGAGAAACUGGUCUCGCGUUUGGUCGAAGGAUGGUCGUUCUUCUUUGGCACGGUCCUGCCAUACUUUGAGGGCGUUUUUCUCCCACUGCAGAUCGAGCUCAAGACAUACCACGCAAGAAAUAUGACACGGAAGGUCCAAGUCGCCAGUUCAGCAGCCAGUCACCACAGCGGGAACAACAGCAUGAUGGAUAUUGGCGGGGGUGGCGGGGGAGGAUUGACGGGAGCAAGCCCAAGGUCCGGAUUGGUUGAUUUGGACCGCCACCAUGAUGAUUCCGAGCCAGAGAACGUGCGCACUAUGGCUUUAGCCGCCUUUAGAGACCAAGUCAUCUUGCCAAUGGUCGAUCGCCUCGAUGGGGUGUUUGCCAAGCUGUUUGUGGAUCUGGAUGCUUCGAUCUCGGUAUCGGAUACGGCGUUGAGGAUGAUACAGAUGACAUCGGUACUGACGUCGAUCCAAUCAGGUGAUGCCCAGCAGUUGCUGAUGGAGCAGGUGUACAAUCGGCUAAAGACCAACUGGAAGCAGUUUACGAGACGCGGCAAUCGAGGCGGGUUCAUUGGUCUCGACAAGAAGAUUGGCGGGCUAUCAUAG